Messenger RNA from Phasianus colchicus (ring-necked pheasant), 6095 nucleotides. It is a transcript of the gene SUN2, whose product is annotated as Sad1 and UNC84 domain containing 2. Lineage: Eukaryota; Metazoa; Chordata; Aves; Galliformes; Phasianidae. Gene Ontology annotation, cellular component: nuclear envelope; meiotic nuclear membrane microtubule tethering complex. Gene Ontology annotation, molecular function: protein-membrane adaptor activity. The record is from RefSeq and is a predicted model, not a curated record.
GGAGGAGCGGGGGGGCCGCGUCUUGCAAAACAAAAGGGAGAGGAGCGGCGCGGGGAGCGGGCGGCUCCGCGACUGUCCUCGGCUGUGCGGUGAGCCGCUGUCCCCCCACCAUGUCGCGCCGCAGCCAGCGCCUCGUCACCUCGCGCCUCUAUUCAGAGGAUGAGGACGGCACCAGCUCCCUGCUGGGCGGCCCGCAGCUGCCCUUCAAGGAGAGCACCGCCAGGACGGCGGCGAGGAGGAAAUCAAGCGGCACCAAACGGCUGUCGCCCGGCCCCAGCACCCAGACCUCCUAUUACAGCGAGUCUUUGGUGAGCGAGUCAUACCUGGGGGGCAGCCGGGGGCUGGCCGCGCUGGAUGAUGCCCUGGAUGGCAGCACUUACUGGGGCAGGGAGCUCUCGACCAGGAGGAGAAGGGAUACAGGGGACACGGAGUCCAGCAAAGUCAACGGGCUGCUGGAGAGCCGAACUUAUGACACCUAUGCCUCCUCCUCUGGGUAUUCCUCAGAAGACGACUAUGCAGGUCAGCUCUACUCUGCCCACAGCAGUUCGGGGUCAGGGCUGAGGACUGCCGCCUCCAGGGUUGGCUCCUUCCUGUGGCAGGUGUUCACUGCACCAGCCCGAUUUGUGGGAUGGCUCCUGUCCUGUAUAGCCACCGCCUGGCACCAUGUCACUGGAAGGGCUCCCCAGCUACAGCGUGUCCCCCUGUCCAGGCGCUACCCGCGGCUGAAGAAGUCCCUGUGGUUGCUGCUGCUCCUCUUGCUCCUUGCUGCAGUUGCUUAUGGAGCGUGGUACCUGUACCCAUAUGGCCUGUCAGCACACAGCCUCCCCAUCUUCUCAUGGUGGGGAGCGGGACGCUUCUCCUCCUCAGACGUGCCUGGGGCACGGGACAUGACUGCACUGGACCAGGGGCUGCGAGGAGAGCAGCAGCUCCUGGCCCGCUUCCAGGCUCUGGAGAAGCGUUUUGAGGCACUGGAGGCUGCGGUGUCACGCUGGGAGCUGGGGGUGGCUGGGGGUGAACCCCCACCGACGGGAGACAUGUUGGGCCUGUUGGAGGGGCUGCUGGGCCGCCGCCAGGCCAGCAUGGAGGAACGGCUGCGCAGCGACAUGACCGGGCACCUCCAGGGUGAGCUGGACGCCCUGCGGACACAGCUGCAGACUGAUAUGGACAAACGUCUGGGGAAGAUGGCGCAGGCCUCGCAGGAGAUGGAGGCCCGGCUGCAGGAGCUGAAUGCAGAGUGGCAGAGGUCAGUGCAGGAGGAGCUGCAGGGCCACUGGCAGCGGGCGACGGGUGAGCUGCAGCAGGAGGUGUCAGCACUGAGGAGGGAGCUGGCAGGGCUGCGCUCAGACCAGGAGGCUGUGAGCAAGCACCUGGAGGCUGUGCUGGAGCAGAUCAAGGCAACACGGGCUGACGUGGAAGCACAGAUGCCAGCAUGGAUCAGCCGCUUUCUGGCACAGAGCCGGCAGGACGAGGGCACGGCCGGGCUGCUGCUCCAGCGGGAGGACUUACAGGCAGAGCUGCGUGCCCUGGAGCUCCGGAUCCUCGCCCAAAUGCGGGAAGAGCGUGGGCUGGCAGCACGGGACAGCAUUGGUGUGGCCCUGCGGCAGGGGGGAGCCGGGGGGGUGACAGAAGAGCAAGUACACCUCAUCGUGGACCAAGCACUGAAGCGCUACAGUGAGGACCGCGUAGGAAUGGUCGACUACGCCCUGGAGUCAGCAGGGGCCAGCGUCAUCAACACUCGCUGCUCUGAAACUUAUGAGACAAAGACAGCACUGCUGAGCCUGUUCGGGAUCCCUCUGUGGUACCACUCACAGUCCCCACGCGUCAUCCUGCAGCCAGACGUCAACCCCGGGAACUGCUGGGCCUUCCGUGGCUCCCAGGGCUUUGCUGUCAUCCGCCUCUCCAGCCUCAUCCGCCCCACAGCCGUGACACUGGAGCACGUUCCCAAAGCACUGUCACCCCAGGGAACUAUCCCCAGUGCUCCUAAGGACUUCACUGUCUACGGCCUGAAAGAGGAGCGAGAGGAGGAGGGCCUUCUCCUGGGGCGCUUCACCUAUAACCAGGAUGGUGACCCCAUCCAAACAUUCUACUUCAAGGAUGACGACGUGGGAGCCUUCCAGUUGGUGGAGCUGCGUGUGCUGAGCAACUGGGGCCACCCCGAGUACACCUGCAUCUACCGCUUCCGUGUGCACGGGGAGCCGGCGCUCUGACCCUCCCCUGCUGCCAGACAGGGCCGUCCUGGGAUGCAGGAGGUUGCACUGCCCUUCGCCUGCGCUGCUGCUUGCGGAGGAAAGGACUUUUUGCCUGCAGGGGGGUGAGGCGAGGACAUCCCACGCGGGUGGCUCUCGGUGCGUUUCGGACACUUCUGACUUCUGAAGCUCAUUUUUUUCUAUUGGGGCUGCGCCGUCCCCUUUCUGGUGGCACAUAUAACCUUCCCACAGUUGGGAGGGAGGGAACUCCGUGAUGCGCUGGGGCACCGUGCAGCAUGGUGCUCCCCUCUGUGUUUCUCAAGAUCUUAAGGACCUCAAACCCUUCGAUGCUGGGCAGGCAGAGGGGACAUGAGACAGUAUUAAUUGAGUAUUGUACAAGUAAAGGUUUGGGGGGCAGCAGGAGGGGAGAAACGUGGCAGGUGUGGGCUUCAAAGCCAGUCCUGGGCUGGGGUCCAUGCACUUGGACCAGCAGCUGUGUUGGAUCCCAGUGAUGCUCGGGUUCCCCAUGCCUGGGGCUGCCUAUCCUGCUUGCUAAGCUUGAGGAUGCUACGUUCAAACCUCGCCUGCUUCCCCUUUUGGAUUUGCUCUGCUGUUUUUUUUUUUUUAAGGGGUGGGACUGUUUUCCAAUUAGAUUGUUGAGGUUUUUUGGUUUUUUUUGUAUUAACAAUGGAAAAACUUUUUCCAUGCAAUUUCUACUUACGUGGAGGUGGGGCUGUGACAUGAUACCACUGGAGCGAGCAGCUUCGCCUGGCAGUGGGGCUAGAGCUUCGCUUGGCACAAGGAUGCACACGCUGUAGGAUAAGUUGCAAUAAUAGGAGCACAGCUGGGCUGGGGGACGGGGCCCCACACCGGGUGCCAGCAGGACAUCCUCCGAGCUCACUUUCCCACUGGCACACAUGUAUAGAGGCAGCUGCUGCUGGGAGCUGUUGUCCUGGGUACCAUUUCUCCCAUCUGGUUUGUGGUGUGGGCCAUGGGGUGGAGAAGGCUUGCUGAGCUUCACAGGGUCCCCCAGCCUCAGUUUACAGCUCAGCUUAUGCUCUGGGGUAGUGUUUCUAACAACCACAUUUGUCUUGCGUUUAGUUUGCAAAUAAUAAUAUAAGCUGCAGGGCUUGCUUGUGGUGUUUGUGCCCUGUAGGAUGCUGGCAUCAUCCUCCCAGGUACUGAGCACUGAUCCCUGCUCUGGGAGAGGCAAGGGGCAAAGAGAAGGGCACAAGGCUGUCAGCCUCAGGGGAUUGGGACAAUGUUGUCCCCAUCUCCAAUCACAUGAAAUGGCCGCAUGGGGUCAGGAGGCCCUGCUGUUGGGGGAAAACAGCCCCUCAGCCAGGGCACUGGGGAGAGAAAUAGAUUUGCUCCUAUAUUGAGCAUAGAGCUUCAACUUUUGGCAUCCGCAGCCUGAGUUAUUUUAAGCUUGGCUGCAGCUGCCUGCGAGUGGUGACGCUGCUGAGCACCCAGACCUGUCCUGUGUUUAUUUGAAUGAGAAACAGAGUGGAGAUGCAGCUCUCCUCUUUAUUAGGGCUGUCCAUCUGCUGGAGGAAAUGCCAUAACCGCAGGGCUGGAGAUCCGCUCUUUACUCCACUCUCCUCUGUUCUCCCCCCUCGCUCUCAGUUUGCCCAAUUGCAAUGUUACAGACCCACCCUGCGCCAAUGGACUGUUACAGGCAGGAGAUGUACUUAAUGCUGUAGCCUGCUGCAAAUGCUGCACUGUUUUGUUCAUUGUAUUUUUUAAUCAACAGAUUGUAAUUUAUGCCUAUGCAAAGAAAGAAGACCAAGACAAAUAAAUUAUAUCAGAACUGCUAAGAGGUGGUUGGUUAGUUGGUGUGUUGGCAGGUGAGAACGAAAUGCGGCGAGAUGAGAACAUCACUGCUGUAGCUGUCGUGUAGUCUCACACCCAAUUCUUAUUUUCCAGCUGCCAUACUACAUCCAGGCAUGCAGGUUUGCCCUCUUACAGACCUGAACUCCUUGGGCUGCAUAAGCUGAAGCCUGCAGCCUUGCUUGCUGCCUUCUAGCAAUGCCACGGCUCUGUGCUGUGCCCAGGACCUGAGGCUGCCCCAGCCUUGGCUCUCCAUUGCAGUUCCCUGUGAGGCUGUUUUGUGUCUGGGGGAAGGCUCUGGCACAAGGACAGCACCCCCACACUCUCGAGCUGGCUGGAGCCUAUGCUCACCAAUUACGGCAGAAUUGCUAAGCUUGGCAUUUCACCACCAAUGAGAAGCACCAACUCUUACACAAAGCAAAUUCUGUAGGGGCUCAGUCCUCUGGACUUUGCUCCCUGCUGCAAGCACGGCCUCCUCUUGCAGCCAGCGAAGGAGAGCAGUGCCAGGUGAACAUUCUUGUGGCCGGCAGUGUUUAAGCUGCAAGCACUGCUUUUCCAGAAGGACAAAAAAACCAUCAGACAGCCUUUAACUCGGAACAAACUUUUUUAAAAUUUAUUUUAUAGAUCACGCCAGCCCGAGUGAUCUUUGAAUGCUGGUCACAAAAGAGAUCGCACCGCCUCCUUCACCCGAACCGAAGUAAACCCUCUUCCAGUCUCGGCAGUCUCCUUCAUUUGGAGCACAAGGAAUGGAGAAAGAGAACACCGCCGCAGCCUUCCACUCCCCUCGGAAGCGGAGGGCAGUGAAAUCUGAUGCAUUUGAUGCUGCUACAGGGCCAGGACAAAGGCAGCAGGCCCUCGUGCCCUGCUUAGCCACACUUCACACCCUCACAACGCGGGUGCUAUUAGUGUCGUAGCCGCCUAUGGUUCCCCCCUCUCCAGGAGAGCGCUGGUGUUUAGGCACGUAGCUGGGAAAGGACGGGCUGACCUCCCCGCUGCCACCCGUGCUCAGGCCGCUACAGUCUCUAAGGCAAAGUACCUCCUCUCCGUGGUGUUCCUCACCUCACCACGCUGCUUAAUGCUUUUCGAGUGCUGAUAUCCACGUCAGGAGAUGAGCUUUUCCCUCUCAAGCCCUAAUGCUUGCUCUUGCUUGGAUGGCAUUUGAGCCUACCUCCAACCUUGGCUUUCCAGCCUACCUGAAACCAAGCAGUGAAUGGAAGGAGCUCUACACUUCUAGCAAGAAGCAGGAACAGCCCUCUGGAGAGGGACUACAACCUUAAAGUCUCCCUCCAUGAGAAGUCUUCCACUGGGGAAGAAGGACCUCAAAGAAACUGAAGGUGACCACACAUGCUGGGGAGAGCAGCAAUCUGCUGGUGUCCAUCUCCUCCCUCCAGAUGGCCCUGCACUCCCACCCACAGGGGGUAACUCCUGUCCUGCAGGCAGCCACCAAGAGGCUGAGUGAGAGGAGAGAUGAGAACAAACGGGGAACUGAUCGCUCACACAGCCUGGGGUUAGAAGACAUGAUAUUAGUAUUUCAUAGAGCAUGCUUGCAGGGCCUUCCUGAAACUAGAAUUCACCAUUUACAACUGAAUUAAUUAAAUUAAAGACAGAAAAAUUACCACGUACUUCCAAACCUGAAAGCACUUCUGUAAGUUUGGUCCCUCUUUGGCCAAGAGGGGAGAAGACAAAUCAUACAAUCUCUACCACAGCCAGAGGGCCAGUGAGUUCUAGAAAACGCUUAGGAAAUCCUGGAGCAACCAAAAUCAAGGGAAGGUCAUCUUUACCUGGUGUCUGUUCCACCCAUGGGGUCUCUGUCCGUCAAGGUGAGAAGGCUCUUUCUCUGGCUCAAGGGACGGACUGAGUGCUCCUGCACAAUAUUGUUAAUACUGUUCAUUGAGCUGCCACAGCCAAGAGAGGCAAGUAGGAUUUGCUCCAGAAUGCACUGAACAGGCAAUAGGAAAAGCAGGGAAGGGGAAGAGGAUGGGCAAACCUCUGCCCAUUUAACUCUGUCUCUAAAAAAAAAAAAAAAAUUUAACUGCUACUAAUACAUUUGAGAAGGAUAUUUAGUAUGGGAUUCCUCAA